Messenger RNA from Penaeus indicus, 2552 nucleotides. RefSeq lists its product as uncharacterized. The transcript has 11 exons. The record is from RefSeq and is a predicted model, not a curated record. Bases 537 to 1862 code for a protein of 441 amino acids. Lineage: Eukaryota; Metazoa; Arthropoda; Malacostraca; Decapoda; Penaeidae.
UCAGUAUCUGCUGGCAUGUUGACGAAAGUGCGGAGCCAUUUCCAGGCGCACCCGUGGUCCUUUCAAUCUUAUAUCAUUUUGCCGAAAUAAAGGAUAUGAAAUAAACCAUCAUGGUGACUGAUAAGAUUAUCUAAGUGUGUGAACCCAAGAAAAUGUGUUGAAUGAGUCAUUCAAGCAAUAGCCAUAUACCGUUCACUUAAAAGGUAGAUUGUGUGUGAGCUAACUCGCCGUCAGGAUGGUAUAAUCAUCACUUCUACAAGGUUAUCAUCUAGUUUGUUAGAUUGGUUGCAAUAAUGUCCGCGGAAUUUAAAGAUUUUGAAAUAUGCUGGGAAGAAGUGUAGCGGAAAAAAUGGUGGGCGAAGUGAGUGCUGGAGACUUCACUUGGUGCUAGCGUCCGGGCCACCUCCACUCACAACACCCAGCAGUGAGGACUGUGCGUGAUGGACCCACACUGUUGCUUUUUCGCUGAUAAAAAGCUUGUCAUAUUGCACAAUUCUUAACCUAGAUUAGUUAUAUUUAAAAAAAAUAUACGAAAUAUGGCCGUCCUGAAGUCCUGCCUCUGUUGUAGCCUUUUAUUAGGCUCAAUUAUUGGGGGUGUUUAUGCAACGGUUGUGUAUCUUACGGCAUUUAUCAUUAUGCUUUGGUGGAUACUGGAAGCCGAAGCCGGUGGUGGCCAGGAGGAGGAGCUGCAGGGCGUGCCGAUCCCCAUCCCGGCUUACCUCCUCUGCCUGGGCUACUUGGUGGUGACUGUGAUGUCCAUUUGGAUGCUACAUGGCCUUUAUAAAAAGAACGAAAGGCAUCUGCUGGCAUGGGUGUUCGCCAUGACAUUGUUCUGUUUCCCCGAAAUGGGCAUGGUGGUCUUCAUGAGCCUCGUCCACUGGAAAAUUACUUCAAGUUACGGGCUAGCAGAUCUCGUGUUCUAUAUCUUCCGAGCAGCUUUUAAUCUGAUAUCAGUCCUGUGUGUGCAGUCACAAUAUUCUACAUGGCGUGAUGCUGCCAUCAACAGCCAGACACUCAAGACACUAGAUCAUUUGCAUAUGAGAACCAUGAAGAAAGAAACCGGGGAGGAUGGGAAUGAAACUGUCCUGUCGUACAAGAACCCUGCCUUUGUUGCAUAUCCCGAGAAUCAUUCCAUCAGCCACGGACAUUCUACCAUGCUGACUCGAUCCUAUUCGAUGGCUUCGCACUAUUCCCCGGCCGUGAUGGCGUCCUUCCCGCCCGUGAAGAUGGCCGUCCCUGGGUGGGAUCCCUACGUCAGCGCACCGCGAGACUCCCAGUCGGAGUUCAACGCUGCGAUGUUUACACCGGGCUCUAUGGGAAUGGCAUCACUGGUUCCCACGCCACUAAAAUAUGUGGCUGCACGCUCCUUUGCACGGCUGAAGAGGUGGGGCCAGGCCGCCCGUGCCACCCUUUCUGUCGCGCCGCCCCUCGUGGCGACGGGCACGUCCCGGUGCCUCGUCCGUCCUCGCUCUCCUAAACUCUGGAAAUGUCUCCGAGCCUCUUGCUUUCUGUCUCAUGUUAAAAGUUUCAUGCCGCUGGUGAGCUCGAACCCGAGCGAGGCUGCCCUGGGCCCGGCGCCCGCGGGCCUCACCAUCCACCACCACAACUCGCAACUGGUGUACCGAGCCGACGCCCCCUUCGCCGCCCCCUUCGGCCAGCAGCAGUUCUCCACUCAGAGUCUUGACAGGCGGAGAUACCUGCAUCGCGAGCGGGGCGUGUCCUCCUCCGUGGACGCCCUCAACCUCCGCGCCCCAGGCCUGAGCCCGGGCGUCGUGGGCUUCCUCAGGGCCGCCCAUGAAAGCAGAAGUUCUUUAGGAGCAGAGAGCGAUGACUUCAGGAAGUACCGUGACAUUGCUUUAUGACGUGCCGUUUCUUCCCAAGCAUUUCUAAAAUAACCAAUUAAUAAUUUCUGGUACACAUAUAUGGCACUGUGUCAUGUAUGGUUGUGUUGUGAAGAUUUGUCCUAAGUGCCAAGACAUUUGCCAUUAUUUUCACUUUUGCUAUUUUGUGACGUAAUCGGUUUCAUAGAAUGAAAUUUCGAAUCAUAUCCGUGAAAAUACUGUUUACCAAAUGCUCAUAACUAUGGUUGGUUCUCAACACUAAAAUAGCUGUGAAACAGUCCGAGUGUUUAUGACGCAUCUUUUCCAAAUAUAUUCUCAGGUGUUUGCUUGAUCUUGUAAAGAAAUGCAAACAUUCGACAACUUUUCAUGUACUACCAUAGUCUACACGCAGAUAAAUAAAAAUUCUUAAAGCGCCUUGUAUACAUGCAUAUUAUGAUACAUAUAAUAAUGCAUAAAAUACACACAUAUACACAUACGUAUGUGCGUGCUUAUACGUAUGUAUAUAUGUACGUGUGUAUGUAUGUUCAAGUGUAUGUAAACAUUUAAACCCAACAAUCGAGAUUACUCACAAGCAAUUGAAAUUGGGGCCAUUGCGUCAUUCCAUAUACGUAUACGUAUGUUGCAUUUUCCUAUCAGGCUAACAGUAAGUUUAAUAGUUCCCAAGAAUUCAUUUCUUAAGAUUAAAGUCUUUACUAAAAAAAAAAAAAAAAA